UUUCAGAUGCUGAGAAGUCUGUGCUCAAUAGCUGUUCGACUUGGCGGUGCAAGACAACCUCGAUUGCUGUCCAGCGCAGCUUCGGGCGAUGGAAAUGAUGGUAAAGGUGCAAAAGACGCGAUUGAUGAGGAUUUGCUGAAUGCGAUUGAAGGAGUAGCGAAUAAUAUUCACCCGCAGAAUGGCUCCGAAAAGAAAUCACUAAAAAAUACAUUGAUCAAUCGAUUAGUAGCAAACGAAAAAGCGAGUUUUGAUGCUGCCGCAGCUUCUGCAAGCAGUGAAAUGCUCGAUGAUCAGGCACUUAUCGGACUUCUUGCCGAUGUGGCGGGCGAUGCCAAAGUUGAGAAGAAGCUUCCUCCCAAAUCCGCUCAACUUCGACAAGAAAAACGAGGACUUGUUCUUCUCAGAAAAGAGAUUUUCUAUCAGGCAGUUCAAAGUGGCUUCACGACAGAAGAAGCUCGUGUCAAAUCAGAGACAAUUGUCAAUGAAGCACAGAUAAAGCUCCAAGAGCAGCGAAAAGCUCUUCUAAAUGAUGUUAGAGAAAAGGUGGAACAAGAAGAAGUUGAAGAGACGGAGAGAAGUGAGAAGGAUCAGAAGUUGUUCACGAUGGCCUUGGAAUUUAUGGAAAAGAUUUACAAGGAUGAUUUGAUUAGUAGUGCUGUUCGUAAACCUGUGAAAGUUGACAAUGAUGCUAUUAAAUUGUUCAAUCAGAAGCCUCUAGGAAUCUGGAAAAAGGGCGAAAAAUAUGAAGAUUUUUCCCUUGGCUUCUGGAAACAAUGGGAUGAAAGAGCUGCAAGAAUUUCCAACGGCUCAUUCGGACCAACAAAUUCUUUCGAAGAACAAAUCGAAUGGACAACAAAAGGAAAACAAUGGGAAUAUCCAAUCGAUAAUGAGUUCAAAAUGGGCGAUGAAUCGAAUGUUUCAUUCAUUGAUCACGUAUUCUUGGAGAGACAUUUACCAUCAUUGGGUAUCCCGAAAUCUGGUCCAAUUGCUCAUUUUAUGCAUUUGGUUUGUGUUGGUUUAUCCAAGAAUCCAUAUAUGACAGCAGCGAAGAAGCGGGAACAUUUGAAGUGGUUCGCUGAUUAUUUCAAUACGGAAAAACAGAAAUUGGUUCACAAACUUCACGAACAGGAACAGAUUGCUGCUCAGAAUGCUCUUUAAUUUUAAUUUUUUUUUAAAUUUUUGUUUGAAGGUGGAGUACCGAAAUUUAACCCGAAUUUCGCAAUGAGAUGUUCUGAAAAUUUCUCAAAAAAAAAAUUUAGGGUGGUUCAAAAAAUUUCGAUGUUUUUCAGAGAAAAGCGAUUUUUUGAGAAAAUUUUGAAAAAUUCGAUUUUGUUUUUCUGAGAAAAUGUAAUAAAUUCCGAUUUUUUUCGGAGAAAAUUUUUAAAAAAUUCGAUUUUUCCGGGAAAGUAAAAACAAAUUUCAAUUUUUUUUUCAUAGAAAAUCUGAGAAUUUUUGAUUUUUUCAAAGAAAAUCAGAAUUUUUGAUUUAUUUUUCAGAAAAAAACCGAAACAAAAAUCAAUAUGCGGAAUUAAUUUUUAAUUUUAUUUCCUUUUAAUGCAUAUUUUAGUAAUAUAUUACGCGUUUACUCGUUGAGAGCGCACAAAAUUAUAUAAAAUUUGUGCACCCAUCAAUUGAAAAUGUAUCUAAAUUAAUUAAACUAUGUAUUAAAAGGUGUUAAUUAAAUAAACAACAAGUUCCGAAAGUUUUUAGGCUUUUCGGUGUAGAAAAUUAGUUGAAAAAUCGAAUAUUAGAUAAUUAAAAUACAAUUUACCAAGAAAAACGACUCUUGAUAAACAAUAAAUUUGGAAAAAAAUCGAAUUUAGAUUAAAAACCAAAAAAAAAACCUUAAAUUGAUUUUUUUGCUGAAAAUACGAAUUUUUCCAUAACUUUGAACUGCGAAAACCUUUUUUUGAGAAAUUUUCGGAACUUUUCAUUAUAAAAUUCGAAAGUUUUGGGACAUUUUGAAUCUGAUUUCGGUACUCUAUCUUUUAAUAGUGAAUAGGAUUUUUCUUCUUCUUUUUUUGUUUUGUUUUUUAUUUCUUUAGGAUUCACUUUUAAUUGUUAUUUAUCUCUUUAUCAUUUUCUGUUUUUCAUUGUGUACCCCCAGAGUUUUUUUUCCAACAAAAUUUAUCCAAAAUAUUUGUUUCUUGAAAUUUGUUGAACA
This is a messenger RNA of Caenorhabditis elegans, 2164 nucleotides long. RefSeq names its product Small ribosomal subunit protein mS31 (gene mrps-31). Gene Ontology annotation, cellular component: mitochondrion; mitochondrial small ribosomal subunit. The record is from RefSeq and is marked reviewed. The transcript is spliced from 5 exons. The coding region runs from base 7 to 1158 and encodes 383 amino acids. Lineage: Eukaryota; Metazoa; Nematoda; Chromadorea; Rhabditida; Rhabditidae. Gene Ontology annotation, molecular function: structural constituent of ribosome.